This is a messenger RNA of Glycine soja, 1296 nucleotides long. Its product is annotated as polygalacturonase inhibitor 2-like. The transcript has a single exon. Bases 19 to 1023 code for a protein of 334 amino acids. Lineage: Eukaryota; Viridiplantae; Streptophyta; Magnoliopsida; Fabales; Fabaceae. The record is from RefSeq and is a predicted model, not a curated record. Gene Ontology annotation, molecular function: protein binding.
AUCAAAAUCCCUUCAAAGAUGUCUCUCUUAAGCAUUCUUCUACUCAUAGUCAUGUCCUUCUCUCUCGCACUCUCAGAACUAUGCAACCCACAAGACAAACAAACGCUACUCCAAAUCAAGAAAGAGCUUGGCAACCCAACCACUCUUUCCUCAUGGCACCCAAAGACCGACUGUUGCAACAACAGCUGGGUAGGUGUCUCAUGCGACACCGUCACCCCAACAUACCGCGUCGACAACCUCGACCUCUCCGAACUUAACCUCCGCAAACCCUACCCUAUUCCCCCCUCCGUAGGUAGCCUUCCCUGCCUCAAAUUUCUUUACAUCACCAACAACCCCAACAUCGUUGGCACAAUACCCACCACCAUCACCAAACUCACCAAGCUUCGUGAGCUCAACAUCAGAUACACCAAUAUCUCCGGCCAGAUACCCCAUUUCUUGUCCCAAAUCAAAGCCCUCGGAUUCCUCGACCUCUCCAACAACAAACUCUCCGGCAACCUCCCUUCCUGGCUUCCUUCUCUCCCCGACCUUUACGGAAUCUCCUUCGACAACAACUACAUCUCCGGCCCCAUCCCAGACUUGUUCGCUUCCGUCUCGGAGAGGUUCGGGUUUAUCUCACUCUCCGGCAACCGCCUCAUCGGGAAGAUUCCGGCGUCGCUGGGGAAGCCGGACAUGAAGAUUGUGGACUUGUCCCGGAACAUGCUGGAGGGUGAUGCGUCGGUGUUGUUUGGGUCGGAGAAACACACAGAGAGGAUAUAUCUGGCAAACAACUUGUUUGCUUUUGAUUUGGGAAAAGUAAGGUUGUCGAAGACCUUGGGGUUGUUGGAUGUUGGCCAUAAUCUUAUAUAUGGGACGCUUCCUAAGGGACUUACGUCGCUUAAGGAUCUGUAUUAUUUGGAUGUGAGCUACAAUAAUCUCUGUGGUGAGAUUCCACGGGGUGGUAAAUUGCAAGAAUUUGAUGCGUCUUUGUAUGCUAAUAACAAGUGCUUGUGUGGCUCCCCUCUUCCUAGCUGCAAACGGUUCUAGAGUUCAACCAAACAUAGCUCAUUUGCGCUUAAUUACCACAAAGAGUAUACUACAUACGAAUAAGAGAAACUCUUCUGUGUUUUCAUGGUGUUAAGUUUCUUUGCUGAGAAUUUAACGUGCCACGUAAUUGUAUAUGUGACACUAUGUAAUUGUAUUGCAUUUUUAAUUUCAGUGAUGCUAUAUGGUGCGAUGUCGGGUUUGGAGUUGUGAAACGCACGAAUUGAAGCUGGCUUGUUAUUACUUCAUAAUAAAAGCUGACAUGUCUACGGUGAA